Messenger RNA from Nylanderia fulva, 3675 nucleotides. RefSeq lists its product as uncharacterized. Lineage: Eukaryota; Metazoa; Arthropoda; Insecta; Hymenoptera; Formicidae. The record is from RefSeq and is a predicted model, not a curated record.
AUGGAGUUCUACAAUUCUCGGAACUCUUACAAGAAGUGCGACGAGGUGGAACCUAAUGUGGAUGAAGCGUUGCCCAAGAAAGAAGAACCGGAUCCCGAACGAGGUCCACCGAAGGAUCUCCCGCGUCUUCGUGGUCUGGGAGAGAAGCUGGACUGCUUCAAGGCCAAGUACUUCGACGAGAAUCCCCUGGACAAUCCGCUGUUCGCUGAGAAGCUGAUCCAGGAGCCGACUCCGCCGUCGGAAUUGGACCCGGCAAGGUUCGCCUCGAGGAUCAUGGUGCUACCUAAAGACAGCGAGGAGUACAUCGUCCAUCAGGUCUCGAAGAAACCCGAACGAAGCGGUCGUCAGUGGCGGAAUCGAAAUCGACCGCAAUACGAGACACACGAGUCGAUUCACGUCAACUACAAGCACGAUAAGCAGACCGGAAGAGGCAGGAACGCGUAUCUGCACACUGUGCGAGGCACGAGACCCCAUCUGAGCGGAGUGCGUCGAGUGAAGCCUAGAAAAUCAAGACCGAAAGCGAGCGGCAGCACUACGCAGUCGCCGAAAUUUUACCAGACUGCGUCUUAUCAGAACCAGGUAUACGAAGAUGUGAUGGGUAACAUCAGAAACUUGGCGAACGCUUAUCAGGUCUACGAGAUAACAACCUUGCCACCGAGCUUGCAGAUCCUGGAGAUGGCCAGUAACGAGAAAACGGUGAAGAUUGAGAAUGUCACGUCGAAUUCUACCUCGAAAGAGAACAACACUUCGUUUCCGGAUGUUAACGAUGACGCGAGCAACCCGAAAUCGUCGGAGAUCAAAGGACUGCUGCCUCCUCCGAAGUACUCGGCUCCGCGAAAAAUCAGUUACAGGAAAUACAGACCACUGGGUAAAAGAAGAGUGUCUCUGCUGAGAUCUUCGAAUCUUCCUCGAAUCAUCGCUCAUCAUCAUACCGUUAAGUUGAAGAAGCGCAGCGCGACGGAUAAUACUGCAAAAAAUUCUUCUGAAAGUACGAUAAGUAACGAGGGUGAAAGGACUACGACUGAAGAAUCUGUAAAAGUCGAUGUCGGAAAUGACACGAUAAUAAAAUUGAUAGAGGAAGAGACGCGGAAAACAAACUCGACGCCUGAAACGCCGGACUUGGAUGUCGAGGAGAGCAAACAAGAUCAAAGUUUAUCGACGACCUUGAAAAUCGACGGUAAGAAGAGACGAAGGAAUUUCAAGACUAACGACGAGACCAGCGAACCUUCUCAGAACAAAGUCAUCUAUACGAUCAGAGAUCGAGUGAGAUACUCGAAGCCUAAAGGAAACACGAGAGGAUUCGGUAAGUUUAACACAAGCUCGAAGACGGUCGAUGAAGAUAGCAGACGAAAAGAACCCCGAUAUAAUUCCUUUGAAAGAAAGAAGAAGUUGGACGAUCGGCAAAAUUCUACGUUGAAUUCGACCGAAAGCACAAUUGGGAUCAAAAACACAACGUCAUCGAAAGAAGAUGGAGUGAGCAACAUAACCGAGGUUUAUCGCGCGGAAGAAUCUGUUGUGCGUCGAACAAUCUACGGCAGAAAAAAACAUCCAGAGCGAGAAGAGAGCGUCGAGGAUGAGUCUACGGAAAGUCUUGAGGAUGAAACAGAAAAUACGACAAACGUGUAUCCAGUUCGCGAGAACGACGAGGAUUACGAUUUCACGACCACCAUGAGAUCGCCGAGUUCUUCAAAGUCAGAGAAAAUCAAGGAUCUACGAGAGUUCUUGGAAUCUGAUCCACCAGGAUACGUAGAAGCAUUCCCCGAGGAAGCGACAACGUUAUCGAGCAAAUAUCGCGUGAAUCAUGAGGGAGAUGACGAAGAUGACGAAGAGAAGCAGAGCGAAGAGACAGAGUAUCCGAAAAAUGUGGCGAAUUCAUGGGACGAUGAUUCCGAGAAAAUUGAAGAACAAGUUGAAACGCCGAUGGAGACGAAAUCGUCUGCUCGAGACGACGAUUCCGAGGAAAUUUCUUCGAAGGAAGAGGAAGCUUCCGAAAAGAAUGAGCGACCAUCGUCGGCUGAACAAGAAAAGAAUGACGAACAUUUGGAAAAGAAAACGUUCUAUCGUCCAUUCCCAUUUUCGAGAUAUAAGGCAAGGAUUAAAAAGGAAAGCGAAGAGGAUGAUUCCGAAGAGGAAAGCGAGGAGAAGAAGGAAGAUUACGUGUUUCCUUGGCACGCCGAUAAAAAAAGUAAGGAGAACAGACGCAAGUGGCUACAGAGCUUUGACAGAUACGAAUAUCCUUGGGAGAAGAGAAAAAGAUUGACAAAUAAACGGCGAAGGAAACAAGACGAUAGACUUAAAAAGGGGUUUUCCGAGGAUGACGAAGACGAAGAAGAGUCUACGAGACACGAAAGACCUGUUUAUCCCUGGGAGAGAUACGAUGUUCCUUCCAAGACUCGCGUGAAAACUCGUAGACGCGAUAUUUCACGCAGCUAUAUCGACGACAGCGAAGAAUCUGCCACCAAAAAUAUUCCACUCGCAAAGUUUAGCAGCAGAUAUAGUUCCAGUGACAGAGAAAAACCAUCAAAGUCUCACGCGGGAGAGAUCAGUCAGUCCAUCCAAAAAUUUUUGGAUAAAGACGUAGACGACGAAUUCAAAGAUAAAACUUCGAAAAAAAUCGAAGAUCGUUCUCCUGCAUUUAAAGAAAAAUCAUUAGCUUCUUCAGACAGAGAAAUUUCCACAGAAACGUUCAUAGAAGAAGGCAUCACAGAACCACCAAGAAGAAAAAAUAGACGAAGGAAAAUCUCUCAAAUUGACAAGAAUGUAUCGAAUGACUCGCGACUUGAUUCGAAAACAUUGAAAAGCGAGGGAAUCAUUAAUGAAGAAGAGCAGGAAGAGCCAGUGGUGGAAUAUCGAAAGCUGAGGAGGAAAAGUAACGUAGACAAUCUAGCCUCUUCCGCGACUGAACAAUAUAGGAAACAUCGACAAAGAAUCUCGAAGAACAACUCUACGAUUUCCUCCGAUAAUGCCGAGCCUAUUAUUGAACCCGUGAAAAAAAGACGCAGAAAAUCUCAAGCAUUAAAACAUCAAACGUCGGUCUCGUCUUCUCCGAGAGUCGACCUUGACACGAGUAAAUCAGUAUUCACACCCGUUCGAAGGAGAUAUUCCAAGGCAGACGAGACUACGAAGACAAAUACGUCGGAUUCUUCCGAAAAUAGUACUGCAAUUAAUACUGACAAUCUUGAAGCUGAAACUUUGGCACCGAAAACGCGAACUGUCGAGCAACUAUCGAGAGUCGCAAAAGAAAAAAUCGUCACGAAGACCACUUAUCCGAAAGAAGCGGAGAACUUUUAUUCCGCUAACGCGACGUUCGCUCGAAAAGAACCGGGGGAAAAGUUGAGAGCCAAAUCGAGACGCAGAAAAAAUAUUAAUAAAGAAAAGGAUGAUAGAAAUUCAAGUAAUAAUGAAAAGUUGAUAGAACGAAAGGCUGAGAAAAAUGAUCACGAUAUUAAUAUCGAUAUUAAACUCGUCAAUGCAGAUGAGAGCAAAAGAUUGACGGAAUCAGAAAAACCUCGGGCCAAAAAUAAAGAUUCUUUUCAAAGUUUUGGAAUAAGAAGAAAUGAAGAUAAAAAUAUAAAUGAUUUUAAUACUUACGACGUGAUUAAUAAUAACAAGAACGAUAACGACACUGAUGGCUCUCAAAUAUCAGAAGUAAGUUUGUCAUCGCAAAACAAUUAA